Molecule: messenger RNA, 420 nt
Organism: Penicillium brevicompactum
Lineage: Eukaryota; Fungi; Ascomycota; Eurotiomycetes; Eurotiales; Aspergillaceae
Exons: 2
Coding region: 1-420 (139 amino acids)
Source: RefSeq, a predicted model, not a curated record
AUGGAACAGCUCAAUGCAGACAAGUACAGAUUCGAGUCUGCGUAUCUUGAUCAAUGGUUGUCUUCUGGGAUCGACGCUCUAAUUAUGCCCAGUACCCCCUGGGUAGGAUACAAACCAUGGACAUGGGUGAAGUCCAGUGCCUACGUGGGUUACACGAGUAUCUGGAACUUCCUCGGCUAUGCUGCACUGGCAAUGCCAAUCACAACAGUCUCACGAGAUAAAGAUGUCCCGGAUCAGGAAUGGCUGAAUCACAUCCCGCGAAAUGAUGGCGACAGGUUCAAUCAACAGCAGUAUGAUAUUGAUCUUGUCGAGGGUAUGCCGGUUGGCAUACAGGUUGUCGGAGGACGAUUUGGCGAGGAGAAGUGCAUCGCUGUAGCCAAAGCGAUCAACCAGGCUAUACAAAAGAAGGCUUCUUCUUAG